Molecule: messenger RNA, 5378 nt
Organism: Vombatus ursinus (common wombat)
Lineage: Eukaryota; Metazoa; Chordata; Mammalia; Diprotodontia; Vombatidae
Gene: TIGD2
Product: tigger transposable element derived 2
Exons: 2
Coding region: 1242-2834 (530 amino acids)
Cellular component (GO): nucleus
Molecular function (GO): DNA binding
Source: RefSeq, a predicted model, not a curated record
GUUAGCCCCGCUCCGGCCGCUCCCCGGCUUCCGGGGCGCCUCGUUCCGGGCCGCCUGCAGUUUUCCACGGGUCUUCGGCGUCGGCGGAAGAGGACCCCGCCUGUCCCCCCCCAGUGCCCCUCCCCCAGCCCGGCGGGGAGGCGGGGCCCCGGAGAGCCGUGACCCGCGGGCCGGGGUCGCCGGCACUGCCUAGCGUGGCUUCUCCCCUUGACCUCUCCUUGGCCGGAGGAGGUCUUGGAGGCUCAGAAUUUGUAUUCAGCCCUCACAGCCAUUCCCUCAGUUGGCCCACGGAGGAUCACCUUUCUCCUGGAUCUUUGUAUCACCUUCCUCGUUGGCCUUUCUACCUUUACCCUCUCCCUGCAGGUCCUCAUUGUGCCACCCAACUUGUCUUUGAUGCUUGCCGACUUUGCCACGUGACAACACCUUUUCCCUAUUUCCUCUUGGCCCAGUUGUCAUAAGUGCCCAGCUGCUGAGAGCAAAGCCGCCCCCCUUGUGUCUUCUCAGCUAUCUUAUUUUUAAAUUUCCAUUUCUUACCCUUCAGAGAACAGUAACCAUUCAAAUAACCUUUAAGAAACAUGCUCUGCUUCCUAUAUAAUCCUAUGCCAAGCCAUGUCACCCCCACAGGGAUCCCGUCCUCUCUAAGGAAGUCUUUCCUGACCAGACCCUGAUAGACUUUUAGAUCACAUAGAAAUAGAGGAAAAUUCUCCCAGUACAUUUUGAGUGUUAUAUUCCAAGUCAUUGUCCCUGCCCCUCCAAAAUGUACUAUUAAAUUAGAUUUGUCUUUGGGAAGGGAAAUCCAGCAUUAAAUCUUUGUAGCAGAAACCAGUAAAGCGUUGUUACUUCCAAAUCUCGCUUUCCUCUCCCCCAACCCCCAGUCCAAGAAGGUAGCACAUGCUGAACUGAGAAGCAAAGAGGUACCAGGUAAAAGGUUUUGGCUAUAAUCGGAAACUGUGAAAAUUUUUAAAAGAAGCUUCUUUUGGCAAGGGAUAGCAUUUCUUACCACGUUCCUUGGUGUUGGGCUUUGAGAGUAAUAUUCUAGCCUCACAAAACAUUUUUGUUGAAAAGCAUUUAUUAAAAGCUUGUAUAUUUCUCACUGCCCCACCGAGUCUCAGGAGUGAAGAGGAGAGAACAAGGAUUUUAAAGUUCUGUUAUCUACUUUCUGCUGUCUUAGAAGUUCUGAAUUGCCAAGAACUCAGGAAACAAGUAAGGUCAGGAUCCCAUCUGUUGAUUGUAUAAAAUAUAUGGUUAAAAUGUCUGGGAAGCGUAAGCGUGUAGUGUUGACAAUUAAAGAUAAACUUGACAUUAUAAAGAAACUUGAAGAAGGUAGCUCUUUCAAACGACUUUCAGUUGUUUAUGGGAUUGGUGAAUCAACAGUUCGGGAUAUAAAAAAGAACAAAGAAAGAAUUAUAACUUAUGCAAAUAGCUCAGAUCCAACAAGUGGUGUAUCCAAACGCAAAUCUAUGAAGUCAUCCACCUAUGAGGAACUUGAUAGGGUUAUGAUAGAAUGGUUCAACCAGCAAAGAAAUGAGGGGAUCCCAGUAUCUGGAACAAUUUGUGCGAAGCAAGCAAAAUUCUUCUUUGAUGCUUUGGGGAUGGAAGGUGAUUUUAAUGCAUCAUCUGGCUGGCUAACCCGUUUUAAACAGCGGCAUGGCAUUCCGAAGGUUGCUGGUCAGGGUACAAAGUUAAGUGGGGAUGAAACAGCAGCCAGUGAAUUUUGUUGCAACUUCAGGGAAUUUGUUGAAAAAGAGAAUCUACAGCCAGAGCAGAUUUAUAGUGCCGACCAAACUGGAUUAUUUUGGAAGUGUCUGCCAUCAAGGACAUUAGCUUUUGAAACAGAACACAGCACUUCUGGGUACAGGUCGAGCAGAGAGAGAAUCAUCAUCAUGUGUUGUGCUAAUGCUACUGGUUUACACAAACUUAAUCUUUGUGUAGUGGGGAAAGCAAAGAAACCCCGUUCAUUUAAAGGAACUGAACCUUCCAACCUCCCUGUCUCUUACUUCAGUCAAAAAGGUGCAUGGAUAGAACAUCCUGUUUUCAGACAAUGGUUUGACAAAAAUUUUGUGCCACAGGUAAGAAAGAAUUUAAAAGCCAAAGGGUUGCUGGAAAAAGCAGUAUUGCUUUUGGAUUUUCCACCAGCUCAUCCAGAUGAAGAAAUCUUGAGUUCAGAUGAUGGUAAAAUAUUUGUGAAAUAUUUGCCUCCUAAUGUGACAGCUUUAAUUCAACCUAUGAGCCAAGGAAUUUUAGCCACAGUAAAGAGGUAUUACCGAGCAGGACUUCUUCAGAAGUACGUGGAUGAAGGUAUCGAUCUUAAAAUGUUUUGGAAGAACCUAACUGUGUUAGAUGCUAUUUAUGAAGUGUCAAGGGCAUGGAAUAUGGUGAAGUCAGUGACCAUUACUCGAGCAUGGAAUAAACUUUUCCCUGGUAGUGAGGAAAAUAUAGGCUUGAACUUUGAUGAGGGAGCUAUUUUAGCAGCUAACUUAGCCACAGUUUUACAGCAUACAGAAGGUUGUGAAAAUGUUGAUAUUGAAAACAUUGAAGACUGGUUUGAAGCUGAGAAUGCUGAACCGAGUUAUGAUGUAUUAACAGAUAGUGAAGGAACACAAGGCCAGGUAGACCAAGCUGAUCACGCAAGUAAAAAUGAGGAGGUAGAGGAAACAGAGCUUAUUUCACAAAGGCAUAUUAGCCAUAAAUCUGCUCUUGAGUGGACUGAGAAUUUACUAGAUUACCUGGAACAGCAGGACGAUAUGCUUCUGUCUGACAAACUGGUAUUAAGAAGGCUUCGAACCACAAUAAGAAAGAAACAGAAGACCCAAAAUAAUAACAAAAGUCAGUAACAGCAUUUUUAAGUGUUUGUGACUUUGUGACUAUUAACUUGCACUGAAACUUCAUCAUUUAGUGUUGUUAAUUCCAAAGCCAAAUACAUUUUAUAAAUGAGUUUAGGAUUAGCAAUGCCACUGCUUUCUUCCAGUAACACUGAUUAUUAAGAGUUAAUCUGUAACCUUCCAAUUGUUUCUAAUCUUUAUUGUAUUAAUUACAUCGUGUCUCAUGAGGCUAGUGAUCUUGUGUCUUGUUUUGUACCCAAAUGACGCAUAGUCUCAUAUAGAGCCAUUUACUUUUGGCUUCUCAAUAAAUACUAACUGAAUUGUAUAUUCGCUGACCUCAGUGAACCUUAGUUUUCAAUUUUAACAUAUAGGAUAAGUUUUUUAUUCCCAUGACAUUUCUUCAUAGGAAUACUUCAAACAACUCCACAAGAAUUUUGCUUCAAAAUGUUCACCAUUAUAAAAACUGGAUCAAAAUGGUGGGAAAAGGCUGAAGCUUUCAAAAUAUGGAAAGACUGAAAAAGUGAUAUUUAGAAAAUCAGUGGUCCAGCUUUGAUGGAGGUGAAUGAAGAAGCAAAAUCAAAAUGUCUCUUUUCUGAAACUGUUUUCAUCUUCACCUCUGAGGGUGGAACUAUUACAUUCUCCUGGGAAUCCUUUAUUUUGUCUAUUGAUCAUACAGAAUUAGUUUCUGAAAAGUGGAAUUGGGAAUAGUGCAUUAUGGGUAUGGGACUGGUAGGAGAGGAAAAACAUUUCUUAUCAGGCAGCAUAAGCAUAAAUGCUUCAUUCAUAAGCAGAUCAUGCCAGCAUAACUUUCUUGCCAUUUGCAGGCCUCUAACUCUUUAACACACCAGGCAACUACUAAUCACCAGGUUAGGGUAAUUUGUGUAGGGAAAAACUCUCAGGAGAAAAUCGUUAGCAAUUGGCAAAUUUUAAGUUAGGGCUUAUACUUAGACUGGUAAAGAAACUUAGCAUUCAAUGUAAAAUGAGAAAAAUGAUUUUGAUCCUAACUGAAAAUUAUUUUGGUAUUAACGUUCUUGCCAAGACAGUCAACAGGAUUUUAUUUAAAAAUUUAUUCCUGUAUUAGGAAAAUAUAAUUUUUUAGUGAUAUUCACAGUUCAUUAAGCUGUCUAGUUUUUGUUUUUUUAAACUUUAAGUUCGCCCAGAACCCUGAGAAUGUUGGUUGAAAUUAGUUUGAGUCAAGGGGAUUGCCAUCUUGGGAAGGUAGUAGGACUGGAGCUUUAGGAUGUGGGGAAAUGAUUGCAUUAUGAAAGAAAGCAUCAGAAAAGAGCUUGGAAGCUAGUGGGUAUGAUAACCAGGGCUGGCAAAGUGUGCAACUCAAGGAGGAAGCCAUUUCUUCAUUUUCCAAUUUGAGAGUUGUCAUUGGGCCCCACUUGUACAAAAAAAAUCUUCCUAAUCAACCUGCUCCUUGUGGCUAAAAUUUUCACCAUUAAUUCAUUGCAUAGUGAUUGCACCAGUGGCACUUGCACAAACACUUAAGUGUUGGACUGAAAAAAAUGGAACUGCUUUGAGUUAAAAAGCAUUUUUGUAUGGCCUUUGGUAAAAUAUGUGUUGUCUGAGGACAGACAUUGCAUAGUUUAGUUUGCCAGAUUAGUUAGCUGUUAGAAGUCUGGAAUGAAUGAGGCACAGGACAAGUAAGGUUUAUGGGAAAAGACAUACAUAAGAUCACACAGAAAUUUCAUGUAGGAUUUGAAGUCAGGCCCUCUUACUGCAAUGCCUGUCUUUUUUCCUCUGUAACCUUGCUCUCUAAGAAGUAAUAUACAGGAUAUUUAGAAAAGGUUACUUUGGUAAGUGUCAUAGUGGAGUGAGAACUAGGAAUCAGGAAGAUGAGUUUUAAUCUUGCCUCUAACUCUUACUAGCUGUGUGACCCUAGGCUAGUCACGUAACUUUUCUUGACUUCAGUUUCCCUAUCUGUACAAUGGAGAUAGUACCUAUAUUGUAGUGCUGUGAGCAUCAACCGAUCUAAUAAAUGUACAUUAUUUUGCCAUCCUUAAAGCACUAGGUAAGGUUAGCUACUACUACGGCGCUAAAUCUGAACUGAAUUCAGUGUUUUGGAAGCACCAUUAUUUGGCAUGUUUUUAUUCAAAAAUGUGAAAAUCAGCUGUAAUUGGUGUAAUAUUUUAUUAUAAUUUUUAAAUGUAACAGUUUAGUUGGUGUUGCUUUAGGACAGCAGUGCUGGAACAUGAACUUUUUUUAACUAAAGAUUACAAAUUAUAAUAAUAGCAUUUAUUUUUAUUUAUUUUUUUAGGGAAGAGAGAGCUUUAUUCUGUCCACAUGUUUUGUAUAUACAUUCAGUUUCAGCCCACCAGCCAAUUGAAAAGUCCUUCAUCAUGAUUCUUAAGUGAAUAGUCACAGGACACCAGAUCCAAAAUAGGAAGAACCCUUCCAUCACAUUACACAUUCCCAAAAGCAGGAUCACCAAGUCACCUUGAGUUGAUGCACAACAGAUAUACAAUAUAAGCUCAAUAAACUGUGUUUCCAUUGGCCAAUAAUACUUUUUUUUAAAUUUAAUUUAUUUAUUUUUAGUUUUCAACAUUCACU